Messenger RNA from Symbiodinium natans, 2754 nucleotides. Lineage: Eukaryota; Dinophyceae; Suessiales; Symbiodiniaceae. The record is from the annotation of a GenBank genome assembly.
AUGAACCUCUACGCGUGCCUCGGCGCCCAGCGUGGCGACUCCGAAACUCAGCUUCGCGCCUCCUUCCGCAGGAAGGCGUUGGCCACACAUCCGGACAAGGGAGGCACGGCGGACGCAUUUCGCGCAGUGCUGGAAGCCUUCGAGCGGCUGAGCUCCGCCAAGUUCCGCGCCCGCUACGACCAGGAGCUGCAUGAGGCCGGCAGCGGCGACGGACUCCAGGAGCCCAGAGUCGCUGAGGGCUGCGCCGCAGAGUCUGCAGCUGGCCCGGAGCCGGCCCGGCGCCCGAAGAAGAGGGGCCGGCCGAAGAGGGCUGCGCAGACGGAGGUGCCGGUGCAAGGCCCCCAAGCUCCUGGCACGUUCACUGAGGCUGAGGCAAGGGAGGGGCCAGAAAGGUUGCUACAGCACCUUCUGGCAAAGGAGGAGAACUGGGGAGAGGAUUUGAAGAGGCUGAGGGAACACCGCUUCCUUGAUCUCCAAAGCAUCUGGCAGCUGCUUGAGAAGGAGUACCCCAUCCGCAAGCAGGCCAAGGCGAGGACGAGGACCCCGUUGAAGAAGUUGCCGGCGCCGAAAGAAGGCACGUGGCGCAGGAGCAAGAACAACAUCCGCGGUGUGUACAGUCAGACAAAAGGCGGAUACGGGUGCAGCAUCUACAUCCAGCAGCUUGUUCUGAUGUCCCCAGUUGUGCAGACCCUGAAUGAAGCCCUGGAGUACCACAUGCAGUGCACGCAGAUCCGCCAACAGGUCUUAGAGCAAACGGAGGCCGGCUGCCCCUUUGCGGAUGCCAUGACAUCGGCCGUGCAGCUCGUGGACGAGGAGCGCGCGCGGAACGAGCUGCCGCCCAUGAAGCGAUGCUACUACUCCGUGCUGAGUACCACCCGAGGCACCUUUGUCACGCCAACUUCGAGGGUGCUCCCAACUGCGCUCAAGUUCUGGUGCGUCACCAACCGCCUGCGCGGAUUGGAGCCCGAUGCACGCGUGCGCCGCUGGAACGAGGAGAAGCCCUCCAUGGUCGCAGAGGCCCGUGCGGAACGCAGCGAGCACAUAGCGAGGCUUCAUCGCCUUCGCCGGCUGCAGCGUGCGGUGGCCCAGGCGCUGCGACCAAGGCGCGAGAAGCAGCAGAAGCAGAAGCCGAAGCAGAAGCGCCAAAAGCACAAUCCGUUUCAGACCCCUGCGAUGCUGAAGAAGCGCUGGGGAGUCAAGUGCCUUCCGCCCUUUAUCCAGGAAGUUUGUCCUCUGCUGGGUCCUGGCGCAGAGGAGGAUGAGGCCUCUGCCACCCGCUGCCUCCGCGCCGUUCUCCAGCGUAAGGACGGCGAGGAGCUUGCAGGGCAGCCAAGGCUUAGCCUCGCUGCAGCCAAGAAGGACCUGCAGAAGCUUCGCCAAGUGCAACUCAAGGCCGGUGACGAUGCCGCGGUCGCUGCCAUCGCCGAGGGUGAAAUGCAGGCCAUGACGGACAUCAUGAUGUCGAAGUCGGCAACGAUCAAGGCCUCAGCUCUCUGCAUCUUCUGGGAGGUGACCCAGGACAAAGCUAUGGCCAUUCUAGACCGCUAUCCUCAGGAGCGCGAUCUCUUUGGGGCUGUCAUUGUCCAUAACCUGGACAUCAGCGUUCCCGGAAGGCUCCUUCAGUUGCCCUUGCUGCGAGCCUUCGACCGGAAGUUUCGGAUGCUUCUGACGCUUUACUGCGAGCGGCACGCCUAUUUCCCAGAUCAGCAGAUCAUCAAGGAGGGAGAGGCUGGUGACAAGUGCUACAUAUUCAAUCUCGGGCCGGCAAUGCUGCAGAAGAAAGGGUUUACGGUAAAGACAUUCUCGCCGGGAUCCCAUUUUGGCUGCGACCACAUGCUCGGCAUCAACAGGCUCUACUGCGGCUCGCUGAUCGCCAUGACCGUGUGCCACGUCCUGGUCGUAUCUCGCAGCUCCUACCUGCUGGCCCUGGAGCAGUACCCCUCACAAAAGGCGAGCCAGCAGCUCCUCCGCCAGCAGCGAGUAGAAGCAAAGGAGCUCCGGCAGGCGAUCCAGAGGAUCACAAUCCGAAAGAGUAUCUGGCAAAGAUACCAAGGUGAGAUUCAGAAGGAGAAGAACAUGUUCUUCCUGUCCGAGCAUGACCUGGCCAAGAGAUUUGUGAAGGCUUGGUCCGAGACCGCGAAGGCGCUCAAAGCAACAAGGUUGGAGCGCUUCCGCCGUCGGAAGGAGGUCGAGGAGAUGAUUGAGAACUGGAAGGUGAAAAAUGAGGCAGGCUUGAAGAAAGCCGCCCAUAAGAAGAAGGAGAGAGAGAUCCUCACAAGGAACAUCCUCGAACGGGGCCCGCUGGAGUACAUCGAUCCGCCAGAACCCACCCAGACUCCCCGGCUGCCACGCAUCCCCAAGAAGCAGACGCAGGAGCUGGUGUCCAUCCUGAAAGCCUGGCCUUCGCCUCGCCCCUCCCCGCACUACCAGCUGAAAGUCUGGGGCGUCAUGAGCCAGGAGCUCACACAGCCGCCUCCGGGUGAAGCUGCCGGCGCCCGGCUGCUGCCAAUGCUGCAGGGCGUGCGCAAGAGAGGUGAGAGCGUCACCCAGGCUCCGGGCUCUUCUGACGAGGAGUCGGAGGAGGCUGACCUCAACGAGACGGAUGACGAGAUCCCCGUGGUGGCCGUCACCAGCACCGUGAACAGCACGAUGAGCCUCGGGAACGGCUCGAUGAGCCUCGGGGUCGAAAAGGCACGGCGCUUGACCCGUCUUCUGAAUGCCACGCAGGAGGUGAUGGAUUCCCAUCUUGGGUAA